Messenger RNA from Dicentrarchus labrax (European seabass), 2004 nucleotides. It is a transcript of the gene smyd2b, whose product is annotated as SET and MYND domain containing 2b. The transcript has 12 exons. Gene Ontology annotation, cellular component: nucleus. Lineage: Eukaryota; Metazoa; Chordata; Actinopteri; Moronidae. Gene Ontology annotation, molecular function: protein binding. The coding region runs from base 61 to 1359 and encodes 432 amino acids. The record is from RefSeq and is a predicted model, not a curated record.
ACUUCCCACUUCUCUCCCGGGUCCUUGCGAGUAAAGAGUCUUUUUGGAGGAAGAAGCACAAUGACGGGCAGCAUCGAGGGACUUGAGAGGUUUGACAGUCCGGGGAAAGGGCGAGGUCUCCGUGUUACCAGACCCUUUAAAGUUGGAGAGCUGCUGUUUUCCAGCCAGGCAUACUCUUAUGUGCUGUCAGUAAAGGAGAGAGGCUACUACUGUGAGUUCUGCUUCACCAGGAAAGAAGGCUUGGCAAGAUGUGGGAAGUGCAAGAAAGCCCUCUACUGCAAUGCAAAAUGCCAGAAAGGGGACUGGGCCAUGCACAAGCUGGAGUGCUCUGCAAUGACUGCAUUCGGAGAGAACUGGUACCCGUCAGAGAUAUCCCGCCUGGUGGCCCGGAUCCUCGCCAAGAAGAAAACACAGAAAGGAAGAUGUGUAUCUGAGAAGAUCUUACUCAUAGAAGAGAUGCAAUCACAUGUGGAGGACGUAGACAAUGAGAAAAGAGAGAUGAAUGAGGCAGAUGUUGCCGGACUCCAUCGUUAUUUCUCCAAACAUUUGGAGUUACCCGGCCACAAAGACCUGCUCACACUCUUCUCCCAGGUUGCCUGUAAUGGUUUCACUAUAGAGGAUGAUGAACUGUCCCACAUAGGUACUGCAGUCUACCCAGAUGUGGCAUUGAUAAACCACAGCUGUCUUCCCAGUGUCAUAGUCACAUAUGACGGGACGUCGGCUGAUGUUCGGGCAGUGAAGGACAUGAAGCCUGGAGAUGAAGUGCUCAUCAGCUACAUAGACGUCCUCUAUCCAACAGACGACCGCAACAACAGGCUGAGAGAGUCCUAUUACUUUACUUGUGAGUGCAAGGAAUGUAAAAGCAAGUCCAAGGACAAGGCAAAGUUGAAAGUACGUAAGCGCAGUGACCCCAUCGAGCCAGAGGUCAUUAACAACAUGGUGCGCUACGCUAAGAAAACCAUCAGAGAGUUCCGGGCCCUGAAAUACACAAAAACCCCUAGUGAGUUGCUGGAGAUGUGUGAACAGAGCCUGGAGGAGAUGGGCGCUGUCUUCGAUGACUCCAAUGUCUACAUGCUCCACAUGAUGUACCAGGCCAUGGGGGUUUGUCUCUACAUGCAAGACACAGUUGGAGCCAUCAGAUAUGGCGAGAACAUCAUCAAACCUUACAGCAAACUGUAUCCAGCCUACUCUUUGAACGUGUCCUCCAUGUACCUGAAGUUGGGCAGACUGUACAUGGGGCUAGAGAAGCAUUCAGCGGGCAUCAGCGCUCUCAAGAAGGCAAUGGCCAUAAUGGAGGUGGCUCAUGGGAAGGAUCACUUCUACUUGACAGAGCUGCGCAAAGAGAUACUAAAAAAAUGAAGAAAAAUGAAAGCAAUGAUGUAACACGGCUGACUGCAUACACUCCUUUGGCUAGGAGACCUACAGAACUGAAGGCACUUUCUACUCUUUUUGGCACUGAAGCAAAGAUAGAGCGCAUUCAUGUUUUUAUGGAAAAAAAAUUUUUUUUUUUCAAGAUUCAACUUUUUAAAUCAGUGUUUUGUAUGCAAGAACCUUUUACUGUAGUUUGUUAAAUGGAGGAUAAUUUAGCAAGCAGGCAUUUAAUGUUCAUUUCUGACAUUGUGAAAGCUGCUUUUUACUCAUGUUGACCAUAAUGAGUUUGAGAAUUCCUAAUUCGUAAUGAGUUUGUGUUUGUUUUGGAUUUUGACUGACAUGUCAGCUGGACCCUGUCAUCCAUCAGAGUGGAGUUGUUUACAUAUGUGUGUAGGGGGUCAAUGCAACAAAAUGCCUGUCAGCCUAUCAGGACAGCUACCUCACCACAGGAGGCCUGUUAAAGCUGCAGAAUGUGCCCCAGUCAGGAUGGUGGGCUGGGCUACAGCGCUGUGUUUGCAUUAACACCUUGUGUGAGUAUUCUGCAUUAAUUGUGACUAAUGUCUCCUUGACACUGUCUUACCAACAAAAAGAGAAUGAUUUAAAAAUUCAGAAAUAAAUGAAUUUGUGGCCACA